Messenger RNA from Leptopilina heterotoma, 1367 nucleotides. RefSeq names its product protein IMPACT-like. The coding region runs from base 151 to 981 and encodes 276 amino acids. The transcript is spliced from 5 exons. NCBI's taxonomy places the organism in Eukaryota, Metazoa, Arthropoda, Insecta, Hymenoptera, Figitidae. Gene Ontology annotation, cellular component: cytoplasm. Gene Ontology annotation, molecular function: protein binding. The record is from RefSeq and is a predicted model, not a curated record. Gene Ontology annotation, biological process: regulation of translational initiation.
UUAAUUAUUUUAUAAAUAUAAAAAUAAUUCUUAACAAAUUUAUCCUUAUAGAAUAUUAUGAUAUUAACACCUGGAAUAUAUUUUAAUAAAUUAAAGUUUAUAUGGAUAAAAAAUAUUUUAACGCUAUUUGAAAAAUUAUAUUGUUUAUAAAUGGAUAAUUUAACAAAACAAAUAGAAGAAAUUGAAGCUCUCUCUGCAAUUUAUGAUAAAGAUUGGCAAUCAGAGGAUGAGGAAAAUAGAGUAUUUAGUAUUAAAAUUAAGGAUAAUGAGAAUUAUGUAAAUUUGUAUUUUAAAUUGCCUAAUGAUUAUCCUUUAUCAUCGCCACCCUCUUAUGAAAUAUCUGCACCACAUCUAAAUAAUUCUGAGAAACUUAAUUUAAAACAUCUCUUAGAUGAAACAUAUCUUUCCAAUAUUGGUCAAAGUAUAAUAUUCCAGUGGAUAGAAGUUGUGCGAGAAGAAAUUCAGUCAAACAGUGAAAAUAAAAAUAAAGAAGACGAUUCGUCAUCAGAUAAUGAAAAUUCAAUUGUUGAAAAUUCUAUAAUAGAGAACCAGGAGUUAUCAAAAACUAAUUUAAUUGAUAACGAAUGUCAAAUUACACAUGGAGAAGUGAUUUUCGAUAGAAAAAGUUCAUUUCAAGGUCAUGCUGCGACAAUUUUAACAAUUGAUCAAGUUCAUCAAGUUCUGGAUAAACUCAAAGAAAAUCGUAAAAUCGCUAAUGCAGCGCACAAUAUUUACGCCUAUAGAAUUUGCAAAGAAAAUACAUUUAUUCAGGAUUGUGAAGAUGAUGGUGAAGCUCAGGCUGGUGGGAGACUACUUCAUCUUCUCCAGAUACUUGAUGUGAAAAACGUUAUUGUUGUCGUGACACGUUGGUAUGGAGGUGUACAUUUAGGUCCCGAUCGUUUUCGACACAUCAAUAAUGCUGCACGUCAAGUUCUAGAAGUUUCAACUCUUAUUCCAGACAAUAAAUUACAUAAAAAGUAAAUAUAAGUAAUUCGCUUGCAAAAGGAGUGUAAAACUUCACAAUAAUGAGAAGAUACUUAAUUUCACUUUUCUGUCUAUAUUUCCAAACUGUCUAUAAUUCAUAUAAUAAUGUUCACAAAAAAAAAAGAUUUCUAUAUACCUAUUUUUUAAAAUUUACCAUUUUUCUGCUAUCUACAUGAAUAAUUUGUACAAAUGUAUAAAAAUUUUUAAUUGAUGUACAUAGUUGAAAUAUUUUUCAUUGGAAUUGUUGUUAUAAAAUGUAAUUAAUUAAAAAUGAAAUAAAAUUAUAUUCAUACAUAAACAAAAUAUUUACUAUUCUUGAUUUCUUUUUUAAAUUCUACUAGUUAAUUAUCUUAAUUAUCUUAAUGAUUAUAAAUGAUUAAAAA